UACCUCAUUGACGUUUUGUAUUAUUUACUUAUUUUCAAUUUGACUGUUUGACGUACUUUAAUUAAAAUUAUUGAUAUUUUUUUACCAACUUCUGUUGAUAUAUAGAAUGUUGUGUCAGUCGUAAUACUUUGAAUAAUAAUGUCUUUACUUGUCCUACAGGCACACACGAUAACUCAAAGAAAGAGUUUGAAAUUAAAGGGUACAAAAACAUCGGUGACUAAAAAUCAAAUACUCGUUUCGUCAGGAAUUAUAUCUUUGGACGCCGUCUUAGAUGGCGGUAUUCCAUUAGGCACUAUUAUUUUUGUCGAAGAAGAAGGGCAUGGUCGAAAUGCAGAUCUAAUUUUAAAACAUUUCAUCGCCGAGGGAGUUGCCUGUGAUCAUUCGGUUUUACUAGCUAGCAUUGAAUUAUCACCCGAACAAAUUAUGAAGGAUCUACCUAAGCCAGUUCAAGAAGACAGUGAUUAUAAAUUUGAUGCUAACGAAGACUUGAAGAUUGCUUGGCGUUAUAAGCAAAAUCCCAUAAUUGAUUCUAAACCAUAUCAAACGUCUUCAUCUUUUGGUCAUAUCUUUGACAUGUCUAUUAAAGUUCCUAUUGAUGAAUUGGAAAAUAUAAAAUGUUGGCCAAAUAAAAACUCAUCUCAAAACAGUUACUCUGCGUUAUUGGAACAUAUAAACGAAAUUAUAACAAAAGGCGGCUUCAGUAUUAAAAUACCCGUGGAAAAGAGAAAUAUUUUAAGAAUUACUAUUAAUCAUUUAUGCUCUCCAUUGUGGGAUACCACUGACAUGGAUGUUAUUACAUUUGUAUACAAACUACGAAUGCUCUUACGAUCUUCAUACGCUACAUGUCUUAUUACCACUAAAAUUCAAAUUAUUGAUAACGAUUGA
Molecule: messenger RNA, 885 nt
Organism: Adelges cooleyi (spruce gall adelgid)
Lineage: Eukaryota; Metazoa; Arthropoda; Insecta; Hemiptera; Adelgidae
Gene: Elp4
Product: elongator complex protein 4
Exons: 6
Coding region: 139-885 (248 amino acids)
Biological process (GO): tRNA wobble uridine modification
Cellular component (GO): elongator holoenzyme complex; cytoplasm; transcription elongation factor complex
Source: RefSeq, a predicted model, not a curated record